Haliotis rufescens (red abalone) is the source of this 2728-nucleotide messenger RNA. RefSeq names its product actin-related protein 5-like. Gene Ontology annotation, biological process: regulation of DNA-templated transcription. Gene Ontology annotation, cellular component: cytoplasm; Ino80 complex. The coding region runs from base 132 to 2105 and encodes 657 amino acids. The record is from RefSeq and is a predicted model, not a curated record. NCBI's taxonomy places the organism in Eukaryota, Metazoa, Mollusca, Gastropoda, Lepetellida, Haliotidae. The transcript has 19 exons.
UUUAGUUUAUAUUUCGUGAAGCAAUAAUGAUAUCUCAAUGCAGUAUGGCGGCAUGAGUUUAUUUGUGAGAGCGUUUCUUACAACACUUGGGUCCAUUUCAUCUCUUUGAUGCAUUAUCGAUUUCUAGAAAAAUGUCUGUGCCCAAUCUGUUUUCUUUCAAGGAUGAAAAACCAGUGCCUGAUCCAGUGCAUGAGUAUUCAGAUUCGCUGAGAGACGGGAAAGUACCACUUGUCAUUGAUAAUGGAACUUAUCAGUGUCGAGCAGGAUGGGCCAGUAAAGAGAAGCCCCUUCUGACAUUUAAAAAUAUUACAGCAAAACAGCGAGGAAAGAAGGAGUCUGACUUACAGAUAGGAAAUGAUAUCAGCAACAUUGAGGUUGUCCGCUGGAUUCUGCGAACACAGUUUGACAGAAACGUGGUCACACUCUAUGAUGUUCAGGAGCAGAUAUUUGACUAUAUAUUCACCCAUCUGGGCAUCAAUACGGAGGGUAAAGUGGAUCACCCGAUUGUCCUGACGGAGCCUGUGUGUAACCCAAACUACUGCAGACAGCAGAUGUCGGAGCUGAUGUUUGAGUGUUACCAUGUUCCCCAAGUGGCGUACGGCAUUGACUCGCUCUUCAGUCUCUACAAAAACAAGCCACACACAGGUAGUGCAAACUGGAUGAACUCUCUCAUUGUUGACUGUGGCUACCAGGCCACACACAUUCUGCCCGUCCUGAAUGGCCGCUUGGACUCGGUCAACGGUCGGCGUAUGAACUUGGGGGGCGUGCAUGUUGACUCCUUCCUCAUGAGGCUGUUACAGCUGAAGUACCCCGGCCACCUGGCAGCUGUCACUCUGAGCCGGGCUGAGGAGCUGGUACGAGAUCACGCCUACCUGGCCACCGACUACGCUGACAACCUGCAUCAGUGGCUGGACGGAGAUUACUUUGAGAACAACGCACACAAGAUACAGCUGCCGUACACCAAUGUUAGUGGCGGCAGUCAGCUGACCCCGGAUCAGCAGCGAGAAAGAAGGGAGCAGCAAAUCCAGCGUCUGAAGGAAGUCAACUCUAAACGUCGCCUGGAGAAGCUGGAGGUGGAGGAAGAGAGACUGCGGCAGCUGAUGAGUGUCCAGGAGUUGCUGGUGGAUGGAGAUGAGGACACAUUCACGAAAGCCCUGUACAACGUGGGCUUCAAGUCGGCUGAAGAGCUGCAGGACACGGUCAACAAGCUGACCGUCAGUAUACAGAGAGCCAAAGCUAAAAUACUGGGUGUAGAACUCCCUCCUGAAGAGCCUCAAGAGGUGAAGGAGCCAGUGUUUGACCUGCUGGACAUCCCAGACGAGAUGCUCGGCCCUGAGCAGCAGGCUGCCAAGAAACGACAGCGGAUCCUGAAGAGUGCACGCGAAGGACGACUCAAAGCUCAGGCACUGCAGAGAGCCAAACGCCAGAAGGAGUUGGAAGAAGAGCGUCGUCUGGAAGUAAAGCGUCAAGCUGACUUUCACGGCUGGUUGUCAGAAGUCAGGAAAAAGAGACAGAAAAUUCUUGAAGCGAGGACAUCCCGAAGACAAAGGAAGACUGACAUGGCCAAGCGGGGGACAUACGCAUCCCAGCAGCGGAUGAAGAUAAUCUCCCAGCUUGCACAGAAUGUAAAGUCAUCGAAGAAGGAAGACACAUUUGGCCAGAAUGAUGCUGAUUGGGAUGUGUACAAGUCCAUUAACACGGAGAUGAACACCAGCGACUCCGAGGCAGAGGAGGAGAAGCUCGAGGAACUGGAGACAAUGUUGAGAGAACACGACCCUGACUUCCAGAGGGAGUUGGACUUUGGAGGCCUGCCGGGAGGAGAGUUUGACAUCGCUGACUACUAUCGCCUGUAUCUGGCAGUAGAGAGAGUGAGAGCACCGGAAGUCUUAUUCCAGCCCUCUAUGAUCGGUGUUGAGCAGGCCGGUAUUGCUGAAACUGCUGAUUUUGUUCUCAAGAAAUAUGACGCUGCCUCACAGAACAGUCUUGUACAGAAUGUAUUCAUUACUGGUGGCAAUGCCUGGCUGCCAGGCUUCAGUUGUGAUGUAAAUGUUUCAGAAUGUGUUCAUUACUGGUGGCAAUGUCUGGCUGCCAGGCUUCAGUUGUGAUGUAAAUGUUUCAGAAUGUGUUCAUUAAUGUCUGGCUGCCAGGCUUCAGUUGUGUUGUAAAUGUUUCAGAAUGUAUUCAUUACUGGUGGCAAUGCCUGGCUGUCAGGCUUCAGUUGUGAUGUAAAUGUUUCAGAAUGUGUUCAUUAAUGUCUGGCUGCCAGGCUUCAGUUGUGUUGUAAAUGUUUCAGAAUGUAUUCAUUACUGGUGGCAAUGCCUGGCUGUCAGGCUUCAGUUGUGAUGUAAAUGUUUCAGAAUGUGUUCAUUACUGGUGGCAAUGUCUGGCUGUCAGGCUUCAGUUGUGAUGUAAAUGUUUCAGAAUGUGUUCAUUACUGGUGGCAAUGUCUGGCUGCCAGGCUUCAGUUGUGAUGUAAAUGUUUCAGAAUGUGUUCAUUACUGGUGGCAAUGCCUGGCUGUCAGGCUUCAGUUGUGAUGUAAAUGUUUCAGAAUGUGUUCAUUACUGGUGGCAAUGCCUGGCUGUCAGGCUUCAGUUGUGAUGUAAAUGUUUCAGAAUGUGUUCAUUACUGGUGGCAAUGUCUGGCUGCCAGGCUUCAGUUGUGAUGUAAAUGUUUCAGAAUGUGUUCAUUACUGGUGGCAAUGCCUGGCUGUCAGGCUUCAGUUGUGAU